AAUAAAAAAUUGAGGUUGCUUCGCAAACUCAAUUCCCACCUCAGCCUUACUUACCCUUAGUUCAGUAGUUGGUCCCUUGAAAACCAUCAUCAUCUUCUUCACAAAAAUCAGCAGCAAAGUAGCAGUUUCAAUCAUUAGACAAUAGGAAAUGACAAUGAUAGAAGCUGCAAAGCUUCCAAUCGUAGACCUCUCCUUACCCGAUCACUUCUCUACCGCCAAUUCAAUCCGCCAGGCAUGUGUAGAAUAUGGAUUCUUUUACCUUGUGAAUCAUGGAAUAGAGCAGGAAUUAAUUGCGAAAGUUUUUGAAGAGAGCAAGAAAUUUUUCUCGCUACCUUUCGCUGAGAAAAUGAAAUUGCUUCGAAACGAACACAGAGGUUACACGCCUUUGUUCGCUGAGAAUCUCGAUUUUUCUCUUUCUAAUUCCAAAGGUGACUGUAAAGAAAGUUUCUAUAUUGGUCCUUUAGAGAAAAGUGAUCUCAACCAAUGGCCAUCACAAGAAGUUCUCCCAUCUUGGAGACCCACUAUGGAGGCUUACUAUAAUAAAGCUUUGUCUGCUGGAAAAAGACUAAUCUCUCUGAUUGCUUUGGCUCUGAACUUGGAUAAAGAUUACUUUGAGAAAAUAGGAGCUUUGGAUCAACCAGAAGCCUUUCUUCGCCUUUUACAUUAUCCGGGUGAAUUGAGGCAUUCCAAGGAAAAAAUAUUUGGUGCUUCGGCACAUUCAGACUAUGGAAUGAUCACUCUUUUGGCAACUGAUGGUGUACCAGGACUUCAGGUUUGUAGAGAAAAAUCUAAAGAACCACGGACCUGGGAAGAUGUGUUACAGAUGGAUAGGGCUUUCAUAGUUAACAUUGGGGACAUGAUGGAGAGGUGGACUAAUUGUUCUUUUCGGUCCACAUUGCACCGUGUGAUGCCAGUUGGACAAGAACGCUACUCUAUGGCAUUCUUUUUAGAUCCUAAUUCAAACUGCAUUGUGCAAUGUUUGGAGAGUUGUUGCAGUGAAUCAUGUCCCAAAAGAUUUCCUCCAAUUCGCAGUGGAGACUACCUGAAAGAGCGGUUUAGGCUUACAUAUGGCUCGUAGAGUGAAGCUUUGGUGUGUGAAAACUGCUAGAUGAUCUGAGUAAAGCUUUGCAAUGCCAGAACUCUGAUACUUGUACUGAAAUGAUGAUAAUAGAAAAAAAAAAAAAGCCUUGGUGUUAUUGAUUUGGCUAGUGAUGUAUUUGCAUAAUGAAUUUGCUGAAAGAACGAUUUUAGGUAUCAUUUACAUGAUAGCGGGUUUCUUUGUAGAAACGAAGUAGCCUUAACAUUUGUUAUUGCAUGUUUUGAUAUGUACUAGAAAGUUGUUUGGUUCCUGA
Molecule: messenger RNA, 1352 nt
Organism: Ricinus communis (castor bean)
Lineage: Eukaryota; Viridiplantae; Streptophyta; Magnoliopsida; Malpighiales; Euphorbiaceae
Product: 2-oxoglutarate-Fe(II) type oxidoreductase hxnY
Exons: 11
Coding region: 149-1078 (309 amino acids)
Source: RefSeq, a predicted model, not a curated record